GAGAGGAGUAGUGGGCCUAGAGCCCAAACACAAGCAGGAUGGCAGAGACGAAAGUUAGCCUCCCUGCUAAGCUGAUUAAUGGGGGCGUGGCAGGGUUGGUUGGUGUGACAUGUGUAUUUCCUAUUGACCUGGCCAAGACCCGCCUACAGAACCAGCAGGGUAUCCAAGUCUACAAAGGAAUGUUGGACUGUCUGGCAAAGACGAUACGCACGGACGGCUAUUUUGGAUGCUACAGAGGUGCAGCAGUGAACCUCACUCUUGUCACACCAGAAAAAGCCAUCAAACUGGCUGCCAAUGACAUCUUCAGACAGAAACUCUCCAAGGAUGGUCAUUUGCCCCUAUGGGGGGAGGUUCUGGCGGGGUCUGGAGCUGGGACCUGUCAGGUGAUAGUCACCACUCCCAUGGAGAUGCUCAAGAUCCAGCUACAGGACGCAGGAAGGCUGGCUGCCCAAAGGUCUGUCCCAACUCCAGCUCAGGCAGCUGCUCCUGGUCCAGCUCCAUCAUUGGUGGCCCCCCCACCAGCUCCGCCAGCACCUCCACAAAGGCCGUCGGCCACCAGCAUCACUGUGGAGCUGCUGAAGACUCGUGGCCUGGCUGGCCUCUACAGGGGGGCAGGAGCAACCUUAAUGAGGGAUGUUCCCUUCUCAAUGAUCUACUUCCCGCUGUUUGCCAACCUUAACGCGCUGGGCCGGGAAAAGUCUGGUGGUGUGCAGGCCCGGGCGCCAUUCUGGCAGUCCUUCAUUGCGGGCUGUACCGCAGGCUCAGUGGCAGCUGUGGCUGUAACACCACUGGAUGUAAUAAAGACCCGUCUGCAGACCUUGCAAAAAGGUGAAGGGGAGGACACGUACAAAGGAAUUGUUGACUGCACACAGCGCAUCUUGAGGCGAGAGGGCCCAUCAGCAUUCCUGAAGGGUGCAACAUGUCGCGCUUUAGUCAUCGCUCCUCUUUUUGGCAUUGCACAGGGUGUCUACUUUCUAGGGGUAGGAGAGACGGUGCUAGGGUUGCUGGGAUAGCAGUGCUUGGCAUGGUGGCAGCGGUCGCGUUGUCUCUGUACAGAUAAUUUGCUGUGUUAAUCUGUGGUGCAUGCACAACCGAGUGAAUACAUCGAGAGAGAAAGACGGCCACAAUCUGCUAUCCAAAGUAUGAGGAAAGGGUCUGAGAUAUGAGGAGGCUCUUUUUACUAAUAUGUGAAUCAAGUGGUUCACACUAAUCAUGUUUCUUUAGGUUUCCAACAUGCUGUCAACAGGGUUCUCUAGGUUGAACAGGGUCCUGUGUAUGUGUGUGACUAAUCUGAGGG
Molecule: messenger RNA, 1297 nt
Organism: Scomber japonicus (chub mackerel)
Lineage: Eukaryota; Metazoa; Chordata; Actinopteri; Scombriformes; Scombridae
Gene: slc25a18
Product: solute carrier family 25 member 18
Exons: 9
Coding region: 39-1013 (324 amino acids)
Biological process (GO): aspartate transmembrane transport; malate-aspartate shuttle; L-glutamate transmembrane transport
Molecular function (GO): L-glutamate transmembrane transporter activity; L-aspartate transmembrane transporter activity
Source: RefSeq, a predicted model, not a curated record